Molecule: messenger RNA, 1167 nt
Organism: Anarrhichthys ocellatus (wolf-eel)
Lineage: Eukaryota; Metazoa; Chordata; Actinopteri; Perciformes; Anarhichadidae
Exons: 5
Coding region: 246-923 (225 amino acids)
Biological process (GO): negative regulation of canonical NF-kappaB signal transduction
Source: RefSeq, a predicted model, not a curated record
GAUGAACUCGUGUUUUGAGUUGAAACGUCAUCGGAGUAGAAUGCGGACCUUGAUCGGUCAGAGGAAGGUUUAUCCUCAUCGUCAGUAACUCCGUAUUCACUUCCUGUUGGGAAUGAUCGAUGACUUAUAGGCAGAAAGCUUGUUGGAGAUGGAGGAGGCUGAACACAGCUGUAAGAAAUGACGAGGAGUCCUGAAUUGUUGGAGCAGCGACAGAUGAGCUUAUAAAGGAUCCCUGAGCUGGUGAGAUGGAGGAAGCGUACAGUGAACUGUACCAGCAGUUUCUUCGUCUGAGGUCACUUUGCCUGAAACAGGCAGCUCUGCUACAUCAACUCACGACCGCUCUGCAGAAACAGCAAGGUGCCACUGUUCCUAAUGGAGAGCUGAGUGAUAUGAUGUCCAUCCCCACCCAGUGUACCCAAGAAAUCCCUGUAUUUUUCCAUGAAAGGCCUCAUCCGCUGACAGCCACGGCACGCAACCCUGCAGCACAGCGUGGCGUCGUUCGCCUCUCUCCAAACGUGGGGACAUUUUCUGAUCUCCUCCCUGAAGACAUGACUAAGCUCUGUGUGGAUGUGCCUCGUCAUGGAAAGGAAGACAGGAUGUUGGAGCAAAUGGUUACACCCCUGUUAAGCUGUGACUUCACGAUGUGGCAAGGAGCCUCUUCCAGUGUCUCAAAUCAUCCGGGGCGAGCAGAUCAUCACAGUAGAGACAGGACAAAGCACACAGUGGGGAUGCCUGCGAUGCCUGCGAUGCCUGCGAGAGACAGUACCUCCCUGCCUAGAGAUUUGCUGACUCCAUCUGACGGGUUACUGAUGUCAGACGUGGUGCUACAGUCUCACGUUUGUGAGUUCUGCCAGGCGGUUUUCCCCGGAGACACAGCCACCAGGGGAGAGUUCCUACGCCAUCUUUACACCCACGUCACCUAAACUAAGCUGAUCAUUCUUCACCUCCUGACCUUUGAGUUGUGUCUUCAUAUGAUACAGCAUUGGAAAUUGACCUGCUCAUCAUAUGGUUUAGCCAUUUUCUAGAUGAAUUGUGCAGAGUCUGAUGCUAGCAUCUGUUUCUUUCUCUGAGAUGGGAAGGGAAGAGUGGAAAACUUGUAAAAGCAUUGAGAUAUUUUAUUUAUAAAGGCUCAGUUCACCCAAAUAAAAAAAAGAAACGCAUACAGCU